This is a messenger RNA of Impatiens glandulifera, 1865 nucleotides long. Its product is annotated as cytochrome P450 CYP749A22-like. Lineage: Eukaryota; Viridiplantae; Streptophyta; Magnoliopsida; Ericales; Balsaminaceae. The record is from RefSeq and is a predicted model, not a curated record. Bases 101 to 1672 code for a protein of 523 amino acids. Gene Ontology annotation, molecular function: oxidoreductase activity, acting on paired donors, with incorporation or reduction of molecular oxygen; iron ion binding; monooxygenase activity. The transcript is spliced from 4 exons.
GCCACGAGGAACAAACCUCCAAAAUCGACUCUAACAUAUAAAAAUGAUUUCUAGCUUUCAGCUCUAGGAAGAAGAAGAAACAAUACUAUACUUACAUGGAAUGGAUGCAUCCACAGUAGUAGUUCUCAUCUCUGUCUCAGUCUCUACUAUCGCCCUUUGGUCUCUGGUCUCAUUCCUGUAUCGGACAUGGUGGGUACCCAAUCGAACGAAACAAAAGAUGCAGUCUCAGGGCAUCAACGGCCCUCCUUACAGCUUCCCCCAUGGAAACUCCAAGGAGGUCUUCCGUAUGAAGAUGGAAGCCCUGAGCAAACCCUUGGAUCAUCUCUCCCACCGGAUCCUUCCACGUGUCCAGCCUCAUUUGCAAGACUGGAUCCAGCACUACGGAAAGUGUGUGCUUACUUGGGCUGGCCCCAUCCCUGAACUCAUCGUAGCAGAAACAGAGCUCGCAAAGGAGAUACUCCAGAACAGAGACAAGACUUUCCUAAAGCUCAAAAUGGAUGGGUUAAUGAAGAGAUUGCUGGGUAAUGGCGUCUUCACCUCUGAAGGAGAAAGAUGGGUCAAAAAAAGGAACCUCAUUAAUCAAGCAUUCUCGCCACAGAGCUUAAAGAAGAUGGUCCCUGUCAUGGCUGACUCUGUUGGAGUGAUGCUAGAGAGGUGGAAAAGACACGAUCACAACUUGGAGAUUGAGGUUUAUGAAGAGUUCAGAUUGCUGACUUCAGAUGUCAUUUCCAGGACAGCUUUUGGAUCCAACUAUGAACAAGGAAAGAAUAUUUUUGAGAUGAUAAACAAGCUAAGUCUCUCGGCGGGUGCUCAACCAACCUAUUCACUCUGGCUUCCACCCUUUCUUGGGAAGCUAAUUAAGAAAAGCAAGCAGGAGAUUGAAGCAGAUAAACUGGAACAAAGUAUGGAAGCUUCCAUUCUUUUGAUGAUCAAAAACAGAGAAGAAAAAGAAGAACAUGAUGAUGGUCAUGCUAUGGAUCUACUGAGUUUGCUUGUGAGGGCAAUGAAAUGCGAGGAUAGCAGCAUCAAUGGAGACAUCAGCUUAAAAGACAUCGUAGACGAGUGCAAGACAUUCUACUUCGCCGGGCAACACACUACGACGUCGUUGCUUUCGUGGGUAGUCUUUCUAUUGGCCAUUCAUCAGGAAUGGCAAGAGAAAGCAAGAAAUGAGGUCUUAAUGCUGUUUGGAAAAGACCCUCCAAACGCAGACAAUCUUUCCAAAAUGAAAACAAUGAGCAUGAUCAUCAACGAGACACUGAGACUGUACCCUGUGAGCGAUGUGCUUGUUAGGCAGAUUGAGAAAGAUGUGAGGCUUGGAAAUAAUUUGAUUAUCCCCGGAAAACCUAAAGUGACAAUCCAGCUUCAGCUUCUGGCUAUGCAUCACGACCCGGAAACUUGGGGCGAGGACGUUUAUAAGUUCAAGCCGGAGAGAUUUGAGGAAGGAGCAGCGCAAGUGAAGAAGGAGAAUGAGGCGCUUGGAUUCAUGCCCUUUGGUUUUGGACCCAGAAUAUGCCUUGGGAUGAACUUUGCACUUAACGAGAUGAAGAUUGCAAUAUCGAUGAUAUUACAACAAUAUGCAUUUUCGCUAUCUCCUAGCUACGUACAUGCUCCUAUGCGGAAAUUGGUCAUUUGUCCCCAGCAUGGAAUUCAGGUGCUUCUUCACCCUCUCUAGCAGUGUUAUUCCCCAUUGUCAAUCAGAUCCCACCACAGCAUGUGAAAUAUCUCUAUCUUUUGUUGUUGUUUUUGUUGAAUAAUCAAAUUCAGAACAUGUAUGCGUGUGUUCUUUUUUUGCUUUCUCAAAUAUUGAGCUUGUUGAAGACAAGACAUAGUAUGUAUGAUUAAUAAUAAUGUUCAACAUUAAUUAA